Messenger RNA from Rosa rugosa (rugosa rose), 1569 nucleotides. RefSeq lists its product as uncharacterized. The coding region runs from base 1 to 1569 and encodes 522 amino acids. The transcript has a single exon. NCBI's taxonomy places the organism in Eukaryota, Viridiplantae, Streptophyta, Magnoliopsida, Rosales, Rosaceae. The record is from RefSeq and is a predicted model, not a curated record.
AUGUCUUCAAAAACAGCGAAGCUUAUGAGAUGGCAUGGAGAGGAAAGAACUGAUGAUGGUGUGUUUAGGCAUCCUGCAGACUCUCUUGCAUGGAAAGAUUUUGACCAAAAACACACAAAUUUUUUGGGAGACAUUCGCAAUGUAAGGCUUGGGUUAGCAUCAGAUGGAUUCAACCCAUUUAGGUCUAUGAAUAUAGUUCAUAGUACCUGGCCUAUCAUAUUGGGGCCCUACAAUUUACCACCUAUGAUGUGCAUGAAGCAGCCCUUUAUAUUUCUAUAUGUUCUUAUUGAUGGUCCUAAGGCACCCGGUGAUAAAAUUGAUGUCUACAUGCAGCCACUCAUUGAAGAAUUGAAGGAAUUGUAUGAAGAUGGUGCAGAAACAUUUGAUGCAUUCAGCAAUGAAAUGUUUCAAAUGCAUGCUGCAUUGUUGUGGACGAUUAAUGACUUUCCUGCCUAUGCUAACUUGUCGGGGUGGAGUACAAAAGGUGAAUUUGCUUGCCCAUCAUGCAACUCCGAAAGUGGUUACCAGAGGUUGAAAUUUGGUCAGAAAGCUUCAUACAUGACUCAUCGACGGUGGUUACCCUAUGAUCACAAGUAUCGAGCAGAUCUAAGGUCAUUUAAUGGCAAUACAGAAUAUAGAAGCAAGCCUAAAACAUUAUCUGGUGUUGAUCUUCUUGCACAAUUAGAAUCAAAUGGUGUUCUUACAAAGUACAAGCGGGAAGAUCUGGAGCAAAGGAAGGUGAUUGGGGUGCAAAAACUUGAUAAUGAUCCUUUGAAGAAAAAGAAGCAUAAUUGGAAGAAGAAAAGUAUAUUUUAUGAGCUUCCAUAUUGGAAAGACAACCUGAUACGUCACAACCUUGACGUGAUGCAUAUAGAAAAUAACAUUUGUGACAAUGUUCUUUUCUCGAUAUUAGGAGUUGCUGGAAAAUCUAAGGACAACUUGAAUUCUCGUCGUGAUAUGGAACUUAUGGGAAUUAGACAGCAGUAUCAUCUAAAGAGGAGAGAGUCAGGUACAGAGUAUGUUGAUCCAGCUGAGUUUGAGAUGAACAAUAAGGGAAAAGAUAUGUUCCUUUCAGCCUUAUCGGGAUCAAGAAUGCCAGAUGGAGCUGCUUCCAAUAUUGCACGCCGAGUACAUUUACAAGAUCGUAGUAUUGGAGGUCUUAAGAGCCAUGAUAACCAUAUUCUAUUACAGCAACUUAUUCCUUUAUUUAUACGAAGUUCUUUACCUAAGAAUGUGGUUCAAGCAUUAAUUGAUCUAGGCAGAUUUUUUAAACAGUUAUGCUCAAUGGAUAAUUGUGUAGCAGAUCUAGAAAAGGCUCGUGCUCGCAUAGUGCUGACACUUUGUGAGCUUGAGAAGAUAUUUCCGUCAUCAUUCUUUGAUAUAAUGGAGCAUUUACCAAUUCAUUUAGCUGAUGAAGCAUUUAUUGCUGGUGCUGUAAUUUUUCGGUGGAUGUAUCCUAUUGAAAGGUAUCUAUUGACCUUGAAAGAAUAUGUGCGAAACCGGGCUUGUCCUGAAGCUUCAAUGGCUAAAGGUUACUUGAUGGAAGAGUGCAUGAACUUCUGUACUUAG